Messenger RNA from Erinaceus europaeus (western European hedgehog), 2714 nucleotides. It is a transcript of the gene RNASEH2B, whose product is annotated as ribonuclease H2 subunit B. Bases 473 to 1393 code for a protein of 306 amino acids. Gene Ontology annotation, cellular component: ribonuclease H2 complex; nucleoplasm. Lineage: Eukaryota; Metazoa; Chordata; Mammalia; Eulipotyphla; Erinaceidae. The transcript has 12 exons. The record is from RefSeq and is a predicted model, not a curated record. Gene Ontology annotation, biological process: RNA catabolic process; ribonucleotide metabolic process.
UUCUCAACACUGGCCUGCUCCACUCUUUUUCUAGGUGCAGCCAGCGUGUGUACGAGCCCUUCAGACCUUCCAGGGCGCGGAGAGUGACAUCGGACCUUGCAGCUCCCUCGUGGCCAGGCCCGCUGGAUGUGAGCGAGGACGAUCCCGGCCUGGCGCUCCCGCCCGCCACCGCCGAGUCACUGGCAGCCCUAGCGGAGCACCUACCACCGGCCGAGAAGCGGGGGUGACAGGCCGCGACCCAGCGGACGCUGAGCCAGUACUCGGGUCACCUCGACCCGGCGCUAAAUUUAAAAGCGCCCCGGGAGCCGGGCUUUGACUCCCGGAAACAAAACACAGCUCGUCUUCCGGCCUCUGCCGCCGCUCGGCCGCCCGCGCUCCCCGGAAGACCCUUCGCCGCCCGCGGCUUUCGCUCCCGCCCAGCCCGCGGCCCGAGGCUAAGGCGCCGCGCUCAUCGCAGCGAGGAGGCGGCGGCAUGGCGGGCGGCGCGGACUGUGGGGACGCGGCUUACGCCCGGCAGCACGUGUUCCUGCUCCCAGUCUCCUCUGUCCUUCUGUUGCACCAUUGCCAGUGUAGGAGAGUAGCUGGAUCAAAGUGCAGGCAGCUGACAGGAGAAUAUUUAAAGGAUACUUCAAAGAAGAUGAAAAGUGGGCUUAUGUUUGUGAAACUGGUUAACCCAUGUUCAGGGGAAGGUACCCUUUACUUGUUUGAUAUGUGUCUACUGCAGUUGUUUGAAGUAAAAGUUUUCAAGGAAAAACACCAUUCAUGGUUUAUAAAUCAAUCAGUUCAAUCAGGAGGUCUUCUCCACUUUGCUACGCCUAUGGACCCACUAUUCCUUCUUCUCCACUACCUCAUUAAAGCUGAUAAAGAGGGAACGUUUCAGCCCCUUGAUCAAGUUGUGAUGGAUGAUAUGUUUCCAAAUUGUAACUUACUGCUAAAACUUCCUGAACUUGAGAAAUUACUUCAGCAUGUGACAGAGGAAAAAGAAAUAAACAACAAGAAGUAUUACAAGUACAGCAAAGAGAAGACAUUAAUGUGGCUUGAAAAAAAGGUGAACCAGACUAUGACAGCACUAAAAACCAAUAAUAUAAAUGUCAGUGCCCGAGUACAAUCAAGUGCAUUUUUCUCUGGUAACCAGGCUUCCAGUGACAAGGAAGAGGAUUAUAUCUGUUAUGCUCAUGGUCUGAUAUCUGACUAUAUCCCCAAAGAAUUAAGUGAUGACUUAUCUAAGCAUUUGAAACUUCCAGAACCUUCAGCUCCAUUGCCAAACCCUCCAUCAAAGAAAGUAAAGUUAUCAGAUGAUCCUGUAGAAGCAAAAGAAGAUUACACUAAAUUUAACAGUAAAGAUUUGAAGACUGAGAAGGUGGCAGCACAAAGACGGAAAAGGGACAAGUGACAGCAGGUCCAUACAAAGCUUUGCUACGUCUUGUGUAUCUUAAAGACACUUCCUAAGGGGUACAGCAUCUUCUGCACCUUCCAGAAAAUCAAGUGCAAAAAGGUGUAUCUUACUGUACUAAUUAUGCUUGCUUUAUUUCUUUGAUCAGUAAUUUUUGCUUUCCUCCUAGAAAUGAUCUGUUAUGGCUCUUGAAAAUGCCACCAGCUGCCUUUACAACCAAUGAAUGUGUUAUGUAGUCAGAAGUCUCCACACCUACAGAUGUAUGGAUAUUGACUCUGCAUUGUUUCAGAUUUUUAAAAUACUUAGGUCUCAUAAUGUGCUUUGUGAUAUAUAGGUCUUUUUUUUUUUUAAGCCAUGCCAUGCUGCCCUGUUCUGCUUUCCUGAAGUUAGAUGAGCAUGUUUUAAAUGUAUAUUUGAUGACUAUAAAUAUUUUCAUUCACUCUUAAAAUGGUGACAAACCAACUUUCUUUCUUUUCUUUUUUUUUUUUUUUGUCUCCAGGGUUAUCACUGGGGCUCAGUGAAUGCACCACAAAUCCGCUGCUCCUGGAGGCUAUUUUUUCCCUUUUGUUGCUCUUGUUGUUUGCCAUUGUUGUUAUUAUUGUUGUUGUUAUUGCUGUCAUUGAUGAUAGGACAGAGAGAAAUGGAGAGAGGAGGAGAAGACAGAGAGGGAGAAAGAAAGACAGACACCUGUAGACCUGCUCCACCACCUGUGAAGCGACCCUCCUUCAGGUGAGGAGCCAGGAGCUCGAACCAGUAUCCUUACACCGCCCGCCAGUCCAUGCACUUUGCACCAUGUGUGCUUAACCCAUUAUGCUACCUCCCAGCCCAUGACAAACCAACUUUCUACCAUGCUUAUACCAUAAAAUACAGGAAACAAUAUAAAUAUACUCAUGGGGUAAAGAACAGCACUGACCGAUCAGGCCAAUUCUAGAAUGAACAGUGCAGCUCUCAGUCUGUUUUUAACGGAUUUGCUGAGGAGCAGGAUGGGGUGAGUUGUGCAAGUAUAUCCUUGGGUGAAACAAAGGAACAGGGUAACGACUGAUCUGUGGGGGUAAACAUCAGUAACUUCAGUUGGCUUCAAGUUCAGAACUACUGCCAGUUGCUCAGUGAGAUAAGUAAACACACACAACAAAUUUAUUAAAAGGGAAAACAAGUUAUCAUAAACUAUAAGAAAGGAAAACUAAUUUUCCUUGAUAUUAACAAGGAAGGUCAAAGUGUUAUGAAGCCAAAAAUGUCUUGUUUGCUGAUGUUCUGAAGAGUUAAUUUUCUGUUUGUUAAGCUUCAAAAUAUGGUAGGCAAGUAGAGUACUCAAAGUACUCCA